AUGUUAUUGUUGUGUUGUGGUCGAAGCAGAGCCGCAGAGCAGACGGGACUACUGCUCCCGCUCUCUGCUCAGAGUGGCUCGUGUUUCGUCUGGACUGGCAGUGAUGAACCCAACAGGCUCAACAGCACCAACAAUCAGCCCGGUCCUGAGAGACAUCACGAGAAACGGACUGUGAACGGACACACAAUCUCCACUCAACCAUCAGCCCGGCUCCCGCGUACCUGCGCACUGACGACAGCGCCACAUCAGCCAGUGGUGAGUUCCAUCACUGCCAUUCCCGACGAUCAAAACACGAGCCCCUCCAGAGCAGAGAGAGGGAGCAGCUAG
Messenger RNA from Knipowitschia caucasica, 327 nucleotides. Lineage: Eukaryota; Metazoa; Chordata; Actinopteri; Gobiiformes; Gobiidae. The record is from the annotation of a GenBank genome assembly.